Messenger RNA from Pseudophryne corroboree (corroboree frog), 1660 nucleotides. RefSeq names its product tubulin alpha-8 chain-like. Gene Ontology annotation, biological process: microtubule cytoskeleton organization; mitotic cell cycle. NCBI's taxonomy places the organism in Eukaryota, Metazoa, Chordata, Amphibia, Anura, Myobatrachidae. Gene Ontology annotation, cellular component: cytoplasm; microtubule. The transcript is spliced from 4 exons. The record is from RefSeq and is a predicted model, not a curated record. Gene Ontology annotation, molecular function: GTP binding; structural constituent of cytoskeleton. The coding region runs from base 98 to 1447 and encodes 449 amino acids.
UUAAUUUGCACACUGUGCUUAUAGUUUAAGGCGGGAGCAGCAGUGAGCAGGCAUCUUGUUCAUUCUGUGUGCAGCAAACGAGGCAGAAGGAAAGAAAAUGCGGGAGUGCCUAUCUAUACAUAUUGGCCAAGCAGGAGUCCAGAUGGGCAAUGCCUGUUGGGAGCUGUAUUGUCUAGAGCAUGGACUCCAACCUGAUGGUAUUAUUGCUCCAGAUAAGGUCAGUUUGGUGGAUUCAUCUUUUGGGACUUUCUUCAGUGAAACUGGUGCAGGGAAACAUGUACCACGAGCCGUCAUGGUUGACCUGGAGCCAACUGUUAUUGAUGAGAUACGAACUGGUCUGUACCGUACAUUGUUUCACCCAGAACAACUCAUUACUGGCAAGGAAGAUGCAGCGAAUAACUAUGCCCGAGGUCACUAUACCAUUGGAAAGGAAAUAAUUGAUGGUGUUAUGGAUAGAUUACGUAAAAUGUCUGACCAAUGCAGUGGCCUUCAAGGAUUUCUCAUCUUCCACAGUUUUGGAGGUGGCACUGGGUCUGGUUUCACUUCACUUUUGAUGGAACGGCUUUCUGUUGACUAUGGAAAGAAGUCAAAGCUUGAAUUCUCAGUUUAUCCUGCUCCACAGAUAUCCACUGCAGUGGUAGAACCAUACAACUCUAUUCUGACAACCCACACAACUCUGGAACAUUCAGACUGUGCCUUCAUGGUAGACAAUGAGGCAAUCUAUGAUAUAUGCAACAGGAACCUGGACAUUGAGCGCCCGUCUUAUACCAACUUGAACAGACUAGUAGGCCAGAUAGUAUCUUCUAUUACAGCUUCCUUGAGGUUUGAUGGUGCCUUGAAUGUUGACUUAACAGAGUUCCAAACUAACUUGGUGCCCUAUCCCAGAAUUCAUUUCCCACUGGUCACCUACUCACCCAUAAUAUCUGCAGAGAAAGCAUACCAUGAGCAGCUGUCUGUGCCAGAGAUCACAAAUGCUUGCUUUGAAUUUUCCAAUCAGAUGGUGAAAUGUGACCCCCGGCGUGGUAAAUACAUGGCUUGCUGUCUGUUAUAUAGAGGUGAUGUGGUGCCCAAAGAUGUAAAUGCUGCAAUAGCAGCAAUUAAAACUAGAAAGUCCAUCCAGUUUGUUGAUUGGUGCCCUACUGGUUUUAAGGUGGGAAUUAACUACCAGCCCCCAACUGUGGUCCCAGGUGGGGACUUAGCCAAAGUUCAACGUGCUGUCUGUAUGCUGAGUAAUACUACAGCUAUAGCGGAGGCAUGGGCCAGGCUGGACCAUAAAUUUGACCUAAUGUAUUCCAAGAGAGCAUUUGUACACUGGUAUGUGGGAGAGGGAAUGGAGGAAGGGGAGUUCUCUGAAGCAAGAGAGGAUAUGGCUGCUUUGGAAAAGGAUUAUGAAGAGGUGGGGACAGACUCUAAUGAUGGUGCAGAUGAGGAAGAUGAUGAAUACUGAAGUCUAAUUUGACUUGCACUCUGUCCAUACAGCACUUUAGAUCCAGUGGAACUCUAGAUUGAAAGUGUAGGCAAAUUACUGUCAUUAGUUUUGAAUGUUCCAUUUUUUCAAAGCAAAACUUAUAAUGUUUAACAAAAGACUACAAACUGCCUGUUUCCUGAAUGCAAUUUGAACACUGUUAACUGAUGGUGAUAAUAAAAAAAAUUAUCUUGA